UGUUUUGAAGUAUUUUUAACGUUUUUAACCGGGCUAAGUGUGUUUGAUUUAAAUAACACAUUCCCAGAGAUGGUUGUUUUUAUAAGGGGAAGGUUCACAGCGUUUUCUUGUUUGGUGUUGUGACAUCAAGAUGCCUAUUCGAGCAUAUUGUACGAUUUGUUCGGAUUUUUUCGACCAUUCUAAAGAUGUUGCUGCUAUUCACUGCGGACACACAUUUCACUAUGACUGUUUACUUCAGUGGUUCCAGACUGCCCCCACCAAGACCUGUCCUCAGUGCAGGAAGCAGGUCAGCACCAGACAUAUCAUUAAUAAACUCUUCUUUGACAUUGGGGGAGAAGAGGAUGGAAAGGUGGACCCAGAUUGUCUACAGAAUGAGCUGGAUCGAGUCAAAGCUUUGCUCAGCUCUAAAGAGAGAACCUGGCAGGAGAAACAGAAGAUAAUAGAUGGUCUGAGGGAUACAGUGGACAAACAGAAGAAAGACAUGGACAGUUUACGGAAAGACGCCAUGGAGAAGGACAUGCUGUGUGCAGCCCUUAGGAAACAAAUGACUUACCUGGAAACACAACAGAAUGACAUCCAAUCUGCUAAAGAAGAAGCCAAAAGACUUCGUAUAAAGUUGAAAACCUUUGAAAGCCUGGACAUCUUGUUACAGGGCCAGAGGUCUGAGGUGGAGUCUAUGAUCAGUGAUAUGGGAAUGAGCCAGGCCGCUGUGGAGCAACUCUCCAUCUACUGCAUUUCUCUCAAAAAAGAGUAUGACAACCUGAAAGGGAGUCUCAAAAGUUCAAAUGAAAUGUGUGAAAAGCUCAAGAGAGAAGUGCUUUCAACCAACAACAAGCUACAAAAAUCCACAGUGGAGGUGAACCAGACAAAAGAAGAUAUAAAAGCUUUACAUAAAGAUCUGAGUGCCGCUGAUAAAGAAAUCUCUAGCCUGAAGAAGAAGAUAGUGGUGUUGCAGAACACUCUGAGCACGCCAACUCGUACAAAUGAAGCCCUGAGCCGUCUUGUGUUUGAAAGCCCAGCUCCUCUUGAACUGAAGCACCCUCAGCUCCACCGGCCCUCAGACAGUCAGGACAUCGACCUCAACAUGACCUAUGACAUCACCACGCCAGAGGAUGUGUCCAAAAAGCCAUCCCAGGUCCUAUCCAAGAAGAUGCGCUUAGACCCUCUAUCAGCAGCUGUGGCCAAGCACAAUGAGAAAAGCACAUCUCUAAACAAGGUGCGAGUUGAAGAUGAUUCCAUGGAUCCAUUUUUGAAGAAUUCCCUUCUUUUCCGAAAGAAAACGUUUGGAAGCAUGUUGGACCCUCAGAAGUAUCAUAACGGAGCAGUAAGAAGUGGCUAUGAUGGACUAGGUGGAAGGACAAAAUUCAUCCAACCUUCUCCACUUGCUGAGAUUCGUCCUCUGAUAAAGGCUAAGCGGAAAAAGGUGUCCAGGCCUGUACCCAAGAUUUCACCUUGUCUCACUUUGGAUAAUUUUCUUGAGUAAAAAUCCAGCAUUCUUCACAUUUUGAAACAGACUGAAUUAUAUCCAUGACACAGGCUUUUUCUACCUGCUGUAAUAGAUUGUGUUUUUGCUAUUUUAGGAGUUUUACUUGUGUGUCAUACAUGUCGUCCUUUUUCAACGUAAUUUCAGUUUAGUCAGUGGAAAACAAAAUUAUUUCAUUCUUCUGAAAAAUUAUUUAUUUCAAUAUUCUACCAGCAAACAUGCAGAAAACACUUCUCUCGUUUAUGGCUAAGUGCGAACCAUCUGUAGUAUAAUAAACAGUAUUUUAUUUUUU
Molecule: messenger RNA, 1775 nt
Organism: Periophthalmus magnuspinnatus
Lineage: Eukaryota; Metazoa; Chordata; Actinopteri; Gobiiformes; Gobiidae
Gene: traip
Product: TRAF-interacting protein
Exons: 16
Coding region: 131-1483 (450 amino acids)
Source: RefSeq, a predicted model, not a curated record